Molecule: messenger RNA, 687 nt
Organism: Plasmodium coatneyi
Lineage: Eukaryota; Apicomplexa; Aconoidasida; Haemosporida; Plasmodiidae
Product: U1 small nuclear ribonucleoprotein C
Exons: 1
Coding region: 1-687 (228 amino acids)
Biological process (GO): mRNA 5'-splice site recognition; mRNA splicing, via spliceosome; spliceosomal snRNP assembly
Cellular component (GO): nucleus; U1 snRNP
Molecular function (GO): pre-mRNA 5'-splice site binding; zinc ion binding
Source: RefSeq, a predicted model, not a curated record
AUGCCGAAGUACUACUGCGAAUAUUGCGACAUUUACCUGACGCACAGCUCCCCAGUGGGGCGCAGACAACACAUCCAAGGGAGGAAACACAUAAGUGCCAAAAUUGAGUAUUUCCAAAAUUUGCUAAGGGAAGAAGGCAUAACCCCACAGAACUUUUUAGGGUUUCUAGGACCCAGGGCGCUCAAUAAUAUUCUAGGAAAUCCAAUGAUGAAUAAUAUGAUGCCAGGAAAUUACCCUAUGCAUACAAAAUAUAACAAUAUGAAACACCACUCUCAUUAUUCGCGUCGUUCUCAUCGGCAUCAUAUGUCUCAUGGUAGGUACCCCAGGGAAAGACACGGCCAUUAUAGUUACUCUAGCAAAUUUCACUCUCACCCUAUGCACAUGAAUAACAGUAACAUGGGUGGCAUGCCAGGAUUUCCAUACAGUGAUCAUUCUGGUGGUCUCCUCCCCUCACCAAAUUCUAUGCAUGGUCAUGGGAAAAUGGGAAAUCUUGUUAUUCGAGACUUGGUAAGUAAUGUGAAUAUCGACAAUGACCCAAGUAGGGACAGCCAAAAUGAGGAACGAAAUGGGGAUCAUCCAACUGGCAACCCUCGUAGCGGAAUGCACAAUCAGGGGGAUCAUCCCGAUGUGGUCAAUGGUAGUGGUGGAGCUGCGAAUAAUAAUGAUAACGUGACUGUGGAUGCCUAG